AUGAGCAAUAAGAGCCGUAAAGAAAAGCAUGUGAGUUUCAAACCCGCUAAAGAACUUCAUAAGAAUGACUAUUCGAACAACUACGUACAUACUGGUUCUUUACCUCAGAAACAUGUAUCUAACAUUGAUAACACUGUGGAAGGAUACCCAAAGCUUGAGAAACUCUUUCAGAUGAAAGGCGAACAAGUUGCUCAGUACACUACGACGCCUUUUGGCUGUAAAGUGGAUAUUGAUCAAAUGGUACCCACAAUAAAUCACUGGAUUCAAAAGGAAAAGCUUACGUUUGAUGUGGUCAUGAUUGGUUGUUUGACCAACAACCAGUUCAUUUAUCCGCUCCUGACGCAGUUGGCUAUGGACAAGUUGGUUUCAAAACCUGGGUUUCUCUUCAUCUGGGCUAGCGCUCAAAAGAUUAAUGAGCUUAACAGAUUGCUGAGCAAUGAAGCUUGGGCUAAAAAGUUUAGACGGAGUGAAGAACUGGUCUUUGUUCCAAUCGACAAGGACUCACCUUUCUUUCCUGGAUUAGAUCAGCCUGAUCACUCUUUAAUUGAAAAGAUGCAAUGGCAUUGUUGGAUGUGCAUUACAGGGACUGUACGAAGGUCUACUGAUGGGCACUUGAUUCAUUGUAACAUUGAUACAGAUCUAUGUAUCGAGAAGAAAGGAACCAACGACGGGGCUGUACCCUCACACCUCUACAAAGUCGCUGAGAACUUUUCCACUUCUACAAGAAGACUGCAUAUAAUUCCUGCAAGGACCGGGAAGGAUUACCCAGUUCGUUUGAGACCUGGUUGGGUUAUUAUGAGUCCCGACAUUAUGCUAGAUAAUUUCGCUCCUGGCAGGUACAGAAGUGAGAUUGAAAAACUGGGAUGUAACAUACCAAUGAAAAAUGAAAUUCAAAAUCUAAGACCUAAAAGUCCAACACAAAAAGCUUAA
Torulaspora delbrueckii is the source of this 930-nucleotide messenger RNA. RefSeq names its product Kar4p (gene KAR4). Gene Ontology annotation, molecular function: mRNA binding. Gene Ontology annotation, cellular component: nucleus; RNA N6-methyladenosine methyltransferase complex. The transcript has a single exon. The record is from RefSeq and is a predicted model, not a curated record. The coding region runs from base 1 to 930 and encodes 309 amino acids. NCBI's taxonomy places the organism in Eukaryota, Fungi, Ascomycota, Saccharomycetes, Saccharomycetales, Saccharomycetaceae.